Harpegnathos saltator (Jerdon's jumping ant) is the source of this 1650-nucleotide messenger RNA. RefSeq lists its product as uncharacterized. The transcript is spliced from 4 exons. The record is from RefSeq and is a predicted model, not a curated record. NCBI's taxonomy places the organism in Eukaryota, Metazoa, Arthropoda, Insecta, Hymenoptera, Formicidae. Bases 1 to 1650 code for a protein of 549 amino acids.
AUGUCGCUUUGUCCGUCGUCGUCUCAUCAGCUCGUCGCGGCGGCGAUCGCGUUUCGACGCGCCCGUCGCAAAUUCCCGAAGGACUUCGGCCUUGAGAACGCGGCCGAGUGUGCAUCUGGCAAGACGGACGCGUCUUUCCAGGCGGAAAUCGCGACGAGCCGCGAAGGACUCAUUAAUCAAGCGAGAUCGAGCUCCUCGCUGAUGAGGCGCGCGUGCGGGUCAAGAUCCGAUUACGUUUGUCCGGCGGGUGUGCGAGGACUCUGCGAUUACGAGCACCCUUACGCCGGCGAGAACCUGAUCGUCAGUUGCGCUUGCUGCCGGAACGGAAGAAGCGGCGAGGACAUCCCAGCGCUGCGGGACGAGUGCAGCGGCGGAGACGGAAUCGAUACCGUGCCGAGCAGAGAGCGCGAGGAGGUGCCAGCGACGUCGGCCGCAGAUAAAAAUGUAUCUGCGAAAGCCGCCGAGCAUGACAGGUGCGACAUGGCACCAAGGGCAACGAGGGCCGAAGAGGAGGCUGCUAAAACGAUGGAAUGGAUCUCGCGGUGCGCGCGCGGUUCAACGUUCUACCAUCACCGUAAAGCGCGCUGCUCGUCGAGGCCGUGCUCGAGCUUGGCUACUGGCGGUCUAACGCGCGAUGCAUCCUUCCGAGAGAACGGCAGGAUCGCGUCCGGCGAGUCCUCCGCCGACAAGGGCAAGGACUUUGCGUCAUUGAGCUGUCACGGCACGUCCGUCGGUCUCGACGACGGCGUCGCGGAGAACGUUGUUACCAGCGACGGGCUUCGGACUCACAGUUCGAGUGCCGAGGACGCAUGGACGAAACUGAAUGCCUUGACGCCUCGUCGGAGGACCGCGGACUCGUCCUGCCGAUGUCGAUGCGAGGAGUCUCAUCCGCGCGAGGAGCCCACGCCGGAUCUGUCGGGCUCGUCGUGCGAGCAUUACUGCGACGACGGCUGCCGUCAUCACCGUCGCGACUGCUUCCAUUGCUGUUGUCGGCUGAGUCGGCGCGACUCGUCCGCGAACGCGGAAGGAUUGAUGAGAUGCGAGACGCGCGGUCGUAUCUACGACGGGCUGGCUCAAAAGCACAAAAGCUGGCGCGAUGGCGAGAGUCGAUUGUACGCGCUACGCUCCUGCUCCAAGGACUUCGGUACAAUGUCCGCCGAUCGCGAGUACAAGGACGAAGAGCGCGAGAACCGGUCCAAGAACGAGGAAGAGAGGGAUGAGGAUGGGGCGAACGAGGACGACGAGGAGGAGGAUGACGACAACGUGGCCGUUAUCAAUCACAAGGACUCCAUGUGCAUCCUCGCUGAAAAAUAUAAAGCCGGCAGGAGGUACCGCGGUGGAGGCUGCGAGGACGAGGCAGACAGGACGGGCGAGGACGCGUGUAACAAAUCGUUGACUUCGAAAAUCAUCGAUCAGCCGGAGCUAACUGAGAGUUUCAUGAGCGCAGCCCUACGUGGGGACGCGAGCGUGAAACACGUUUGCCGAGCACAUUGCGAGAGCUGCGGGACCGUGAUCGCAAGUGCGUAUAAUCGCGGAGGCGGAUACGUGCCGUCAGAAAUUAAAUACGAGCGACCGAAAGCCCCUUCGGGCGACCUGGCUAGCACCAUUCGAUGUUGCUCAAUGCGGGCGCCUUGUAAACGCACCUUCUGA